AGAGGAGGAUACGGAGGACGAGGACGCGAAGGAGGGGGAUACGGAGGAGGCGGAUACGAAGGAGGGGGAAGCGGAGGUGCAGGAUACGUAGAAGAAGGGUACGGAGAAGAAGGGUAUGAAGCAGGAGGGCGUAGAGGAGGAGAAUAUGGAGGAGGAGGAAGAUAUGGAGGAGGAGGAGAAUAUGGAGGAGGAAGAGGAGGAGGAGGAUAUGGAGGAGGAGGAGAAUAUGGAGGAGGAAGAGGAGGAGGAGGAUAUGGAGGAGUGGGAGGUGGCUCUUAUGGUACGGAAGGAAGUGGUCACGGCGUAGGGGGAGAGUAUGGAAGCACUGGUGGUGACUACGGAGGUGGCGCCGGGAUAGGAGCAGGGUAUGGCGGCACAGGCGCCGGGAUAGGAGCAGGGUAUGGCGGCACAGGCGCCGGGAUAGGAGCAGGGUAUGGCGGCACAGGCGCCGGCGGACACGGAGGAGGCAUCGGAGGUGGCUACCCUGCGAAUGGCGCGCAUGGGAGAGUCGGCGGAACGAUCAACAGUGGAUACGGUGGCGGCGGAGCUUCUAAGGGUUACGAGUACAACUACGGCUCUGGGUACGAUGACGCUGGCGGCUACUCUGGCGGCGGCAGCGGAGGAGGGCACAGCGCAACCAACAGCGCUCACGGAUCAGGCGUGUCCUCCGCCGGAAACUACGGAGGAACGGGAAGUGGCAGCUAUGGUGGUGGUAGCAGUGGAUCAGGGUAUGGCGGGGGUAGCGCGGCUGGGUAUGGUGGCAGUGAGGCAGGGUAUGGUGGGGGUAGCAGUGGGGCAGGGUAUGGUGGGGGUAGCAGUGGGGCAGGGUAUGGUGGGGGUAGCGCGGCUGGUGGAUACGGCGGUGCGGUGGGUGGCUACGGAGGUGGGGUGGGAGUAGGACCGGAGUACGGAGGAAGUCAGGAAAUAGGAGGAUAUGGUGCAGGAGGAGCUGGCCUCUCCGCUGGUGGCGCCGCAGGUUAUGGCAACACUUACGGUGGCGCCGGAUACUCAGGAGCGGUGGGACGUGGACAGGGCUAUGGCCGCACGGGUACUGCGUACGGCUCCGGAAGCGGACCUAUUCAGAACGGAAUAGGAGGAACGUACACUCGGCCUACUGGGUACGGAAGCAGCAAUACUGGCAGCAGCGUGGUCAAAGAGUUGAAGGUCACCUGUGACAAGGUCAGCAACACCAUGCAGGUCGAGUUCGAGUUCUACAAGGAGUUUGCGGGUCGUAUUUACCCGCGUGGUUACUACGCUAUUGAACAGUGCGUGGCUCACGGCACCGGCAGCAGCAACCUGUACGUCGGCAUACCGCUAGACGGGUGCGGAACCGUCGAACUAGACGACACCGGUUACCGAGGACGCGACUAUCUGGAAAGCAGCAAGAAUACGUUCCAGAACACGAUAAUAGUGAUGGUGGAAAACCGCUACAACGUCAUAGAGGAGUGGGACAGAGCCUACAUCAUCAGCUGCCAGUUUAAGGGCGAUGAGAACCACCCAACCUUAAACUAUGGCGUGCGAGUGCCAGAAAUUCCAACGGAAUACCACGGAACCCAGGAAAGUCCUGUACCAAAAGCCAUCCUGCGUGUGGUUAAAGGUCACGACCCAUGGGCUCCAGGCACUGACGGCUUAGUCGUAGGAGAACACGCCACGCUAAUCAUUUCCCACCUUGUCGACAAUCACUGGGACUUGAUCAUCACAAACUGCUACGCUCAUGACGGGGUCGGACUUAGCAAGAUUCAACUCGUGGACGAAUAUGGCUGCCCGGCUGAUCCGAAGUUCAUACAGAUACUGAAGAAGGAGGCGCAGGGCACGACAUCGAUCGUCUACGGCACUUUCAAGGCGUUCAAGUUCCCCGACCGGCCGAAUGUUUACUUCCAGUGUAGCAUUCAAGUCUGCGAAGAAACAUGCGGCGAUCAAUACUGUUUAUCAAGACAAAAGUCAGCACCCUACAGCGCUCAACGUCCAUCGUACAACACUAACAACCAACGAGGCUCUGGGUUCGGUGGUCCAACCGGAGGCAACUAUGGCCCGCCAGCUGGUGGUAGAAGUUUCACGUAUGACAUCAACACUGUCGGAAGAAAGAAGCGAUCCGUCGACGAUCCCAGUAAUAGUACAGAGAUUCUGGAAACGGACGAAUUUGUGGGAAUUCCUUUGAACUCUACAAGCUUCGUACCCACACAAACAAAUACAUCAGCUCCCGAGAAAAAACCGACCUUGAAGAUUCGUAUGAAUGACAUAUACAGGGGCGUAUUAAUCAAACUGCCAGGAGAGCCCGACUACAGUGAAGGCUAUACCAUGAAGAAACAGAGCAACAUGUGCAUCAGCAAGGCAGGCUUCCUCUGGGGCAUCACUGUCAUGGGUGCGAUGGUCACCAUGGCUGUAAUCGUCUCAGCCUUCCUCUUCAUCAGGAGUCGAGUGCGACCGGAGAAGAACUCGAACGAACACAUCUGCAUUGAGUCAGUACGACGACACUAGCAGUACAUAGAUCACCGUGAUUACCUACUCAUCUCACACGAUGGUCUAAACUAACGCAUUGCGAAAUGAUUCAAUGAAUGGGUGCGUGCGUGGCUUAGGAGGAAUUUUGUUAGAUUCUGGCCAAUCGCAAACUUCUAGACAAAGCUACUCGAAUAAUUAUCGUAACUGUUAUUCAUAUUUACUGAAAUUGAAAGGAUUCGAGAUAAAAAUUGAUAUCACGUUGAGCUCAGAAUUGUGAUAUCAUUGUAAAUACGUGCUAUGCAGCAGCUUUAAACAAACUCCUUUACAGCGGCACCGCGAUAAUAUAUGUAUAAUAUAUAUGCUAAUAUACAUAUACGAGUUUCGAAAUAAACUAGUCGCGUUUUUAUGGCACAAGUCUGUAUAGGCGCACUAGUACGGUCAGCUAUAACAUAACACAUAAUACAAUCGAUAUAAUCGAUAUCGGUUGAAUGGAUAUCUCAACUUCACUGUUAGACAGGGUGAACAGUAAGCUUCGCCAGGUAGCGUUGGCGUAACCUAACGGAGCGUGUUCCAUCCGAAUAGGUAGUAGAAUAAAAAGCCCACCGACUGCUGCAGCCGUUAACCUGGCAAACAUCGGCCCACUGCUACCAUAGUAUCCAAGAGAUGCGUAAUAUCAAGAGCUCAUAAUAGAGAGCUCUCUAUUAUGAGCUCUUGAUAAUAUCUAUACGUAAACGAGACUAAUGUCAAUCAAGGUGACGGACGCGAACUGCUAGUUCUGACGCAUGUGAAGAUGUAGCCGAUUUCAACCAAAUAUAUUAUUAUAAUGAAGGCCAAAAUAAGCAGAGAGCUGGGCCACGAUUACAACUCUUUCGCGCUCAUUCAUUCGCAAUGCGAACCAUUCCAUAUUAUAUUCUAUCAUAUGAUCAAGUUUUAAUCAUUGCAUCUGAUUGCAUGUAUUGUAGUGUGUAAAUAUUUGUUAGUGCGCAUCAUGAUCCGAAUAAAACUAGUUCCUUCGUGUUAUUACAACUGUAUGUUACAGAUAAUAUUUAACUCAUCCAGCACAAUUAACCGAGUUCAUACGCGUUUUCAGUUUAAAAAAAAUGUUAUUUAGCGGCGAUGAUCAAGUUAUGUCAAGAAAAGUAUUUUUACUUA
Molecule: messenger RNA, 3591 nt
Organism: Priapulus caudatus
Lineage: Eukaryota; Metazoa; Priapulida; Priapulimorpha; Priapulimorphida; Priapulidae
Exons: 8
Source: RefSeq, a predicted model, not a curated record